AUGCGUGCAAUACGUUUAUUGCGUAUAUUAAAGCUGUAUCUGGUUUUUAAACAGUUGAAAGUACUGCGUGCUCUUAGUACAACUUUGAAAGAAUCUUUGAUCGAUUUUAGUGGAACACUUUUCGGUUUAGUUGUUUUAGCGUUUUUAUUCGGAGCAGCAGCUUAUGUUGCCGAAACUCAAGCAAAUCCAGAAAUGUUUGAUUCGAUUCCGAAAGCAACCUAUUGGGGAAUUAUUACCAUUACGACUGUCGGCUAUGGAGAUAUGUAUCCGAUAACAGUUAUUGGCCGUACAAUAGCCUGUUUAUGUGCCUUAUCUGGUGCAGCAAUCAUUGUUUUUACUGAAGUUUUGACACGCGGAACCUUGGUCACGGUUAUUCCAUUAGAUGAACGAGUUCGAUUGUUCAUCGAUAAUGAAUUUGGUCUUGGAUCAUCAUUCGCUGGUUGUAACUUACCUGAUGGUCUUAUAAUCUUAGCAACCUUGACAUUGCUUGCACUCGUCCUCGGUGAUGAAGGAUUAAUUGAGAAGUUAAUAUCAAUUAAAUUUUCUUCUGCAAUACUGGUAUUUUUAGGUGCAGCAACAUUUCCCAAGUUUGGAACUGUUUUGCUACCUAUUUGUUCUCCACCAGCAUGGUACUGA
Molecule: messenger RNA, 636 nt
Organism: Rotaria sp. Silwood1
Lineage: Eukaryota; Metazoa; Rotifera; Eurotatoria; Philodinida; Philodinidae
Source: the annotation of a GenBank genome assembly